CCAACCUCUUCUUCGAUAUCUUUUUAAAAUCCACACACAAAAAUGAUGAUGAAUAUUUGGGUCAACGGAACACAACCAACUUGGAUUCCAGCUGGUUUUCAAAUCCCUCCACAUCUUGUUGGACAACAACAACAACUUGUUUCUCAAGCACAAAUGAUUUACUAUCAAUAUGAUAAGGAUCACAGCGGAACUUUGAAUAAGAAGGAAUUUAAGAAGGCAGUUCGUAAUCUUGGAUUGACAAAAGAAGAAUCCAAACACUUGUUCAAAAUGGUUGACCGUGAUCAUAACAAGAAGGUUAACAUGUUUGAAUUCAUCAAUGCCUAUCUUUUCGUUAUUGGUGGAGGAAUGCGUUAUCAAGGAACUGGCUAUACUGGACCAUAUGGAAGUUAUGGAAAUAACAAUAUGAUGCACGUUUCCACUUAUCCAACCACCACUGGUUAUGGUUAUCCUUCAGUUCCAUCGAAUACUACCACAACCACAACUGUUUAUUCAACCACAACUCCAACUUCAUAUCCACCAAAUACCAUCACUCCAAAUGUUUAUUCAUCAACAACUUCAUAUCCACAAAAUACCAUCACUCCAAAUUAUCCAUCUUAUGUACCAUCAUCAACUGGUGGAAUUUCUAUGAAUAUUUCAUAUCCAAACAGUACUGGUUCAAUGAAUGUGUCAACAUAUCCAAAUGCCAAUUUCACAGUUACUAGUAACUCAUAUCCAAAUAUGAAUGUUUCUACUUAUCCAACUGUUCCAACUUCAACCAUGCCAACUAUGAAUGUUUCCACUUAUCCUUCUGUUCCAUCAAGUACUUAUACUCAACCAACUUCUUAUCAACCACAAGUGAGUUCUACAACUGGUGGUCGUACAUUGAUGGCCAAUCUUCGUUCAGCUCAUUUCAAAUUCCUCUGUUGUGAACCAUCUGGACAAGUUGUUGCCAACAGAGAUGCCAAUGGACCAUGGGAAGCAUUGACUUUGAUUCACGUUUCUGGUUCUCAAUAUGCUUUCAAGUCUGCUCAUGGCAAGUAUGUCUGUGCUGAACCUUCUGGUCAAGUUAUUGCUAAUCGUGAUGCUUUGGGUCCUUGGGAACAAUUUACACUUGCUCAAUCUGGUAGCAAUGUUGCUUUCAAGUCUGCUCAUGGUAAAUUCUUAUGUGCUGAACCAAGUGGUUUGGUUGUUGCUAAUAGAGAUGCUUUGGGACCUUGGGAACAAUUCCAAUUCACCCUUGCUCCAAAUCAAUCCAUCUCAUUCAGACAUAAUCAUGGUAAAUUAUUGUGUGCUGAAUCCAAUCACUCAAUGGUUGCCAAUAGAGAUGCCAUUGGUCCUUGGGAAAAAUUUACUGUUGAGAGUCAUAGUGGAAAGAAUGUUUUCAGAUCUGCUCAUCGUAAGUUAUUGUGUGCUGAACCAAGUGGUUUGUUGGUUGCAAACAGAGAUGCUGUUGGACCUUGGGAACAAUUCACUGUUGAAUUGCACGGAAAUGGUAAAAUUGCUUUGAAGUCAAAUCACAAUACCUAUGUCUGUGUUGAACCAAGUGGACAAAUUGUUGUCAAUAGAACUGCUGUUGGUCCUUGGGAACAAUUAUCCUUCAACAUGUAAUUUUAAUACAAUUUUCCUUUUUUGAAAUACAUCAUUUCUUAAUAUCAAA
Messenger RNA from Naegleria gruberi, 1636 nucleotides. RefSeq names its product fascin domain-containing protein. The record is from RefSeq and is a predicted model, not a curated record. Gene Ontology annotation, molecular function: actin filament binding; protein-macromolecule adaptor activity; calcium ion binding. Lineage: Eukaryota; Heterolobosea; Eutetramitea; Acrasida; Naegleriidae. Bases 43 to 1587 code for a protein of 514 amino acids. Gene Ontology annotation, cellular component: striated muscle dense body; catalytic step 2 spliceosome; nucleolus. The transcript has 3 exons.